CUUUAAACAUGCUUCAUAUUGCAAUAUAACCACCCCGUUCUGAUCCAUAGUUAAAUAGAGAACAACAAAUACACCUGACAGUCAGUGGCAUCCAAAAGCUCUACUGACUGUUGAUCGUAGCGUCUCGUAGAUAACUGGUUGAGCCAAUCACUACAGAGAAUGUGUUUCCUUGGAAACAGUAGAACGCUCAAACUAGGGGAGGGGCCAGUUCCACUUCUGACCAUGGCAGGAACCGCGCGACACGACCGGGAGAUGGCGAUAAGCGCCAAGCGUCAAUUGUCGACGACCUCAGAUCCCGUGGAGCGGUUGAGACUUCAGUGUUUGGCACGGGGGUCAUCUGGAAUCAAAGGGCUAAGCAGGACUUUCAGGAUAAUGGAUGACGACAACAGUCGCACUUUGGAUCUGAAGGAGUUUCUGAAGGGAUUGAACGACUAUGGCGUUCUGAUUGAAAAGGAUGAGGCUCAUAAACUUUUCCAGCACUUUGACAGAGAUGGCAGCGGUCACAUUGAUUUUGACGAGUUUCUAAUUACACUGAGGCCACCAAUGUCCAACGCCAGGAAAGAGGUGAUAAUGCAGGCUUUUAGAAAGCUUGAUAAGACAGGCGAUGGGGUGAUAACUAUCGAAGAUCUGCGGGGGGUGUACAAUGCCAAGCACCACCCAAAAUAUCAAAAUGGGGAGUGGACAGAAGAGCAGGUAUUCCGGACGUUUCUGGACAGUUUUGACUCCCCAGAUGACAAGGAUGGAAAGGUCACGAAAGAAGAGUUUACGAAUUACUAUGCAGGUGACCAAGGAAGAGUUCGUGAACUAUUACUGCGGAGUCAGCGCCUCCAUAGAGAGUGACGUGUAUUUCAUUCUGAUGAUGAGAAGUGCCUGGAAACUCUGAUUGUGCCUUAACAACAACACGUGCCUUUUUACUAAUACUCAAUGUGUACUGUGUCACUGGAUUAUCUAUACCACAAUGCUAUCUAGCUAAGUUCGAGGAAAGAAAGUUCUAUUGUGCUGUAAAUAAUUUUGAAAAGCUCUUAAAAUUGUAGGUGUUUUUUUUUUUUACUGCUUAAAUGCUGUACUCAAUCAUGUGCUUUCCAGUUAUUCCUUUACUUUUCCUUCCAAGAUAAUGUCUUGGUGUACACCUCAACCACAAGCCCUUGCGGUAUGAUUUCUACAGCUGAUUGAGUGAAGGCAGUGCAUCUAUGAAAUGUACGAGCUUACAGUAGCCACCACCUGAGAGGAGUCUGUAUUGUAGUUGUGCAUGCACUGUACCCUAUUACAUUAAAAGUAGGUAAUAUCACUCUGA
Molecule: messenger RNA, 1294 nt
Organism: Clupea harengus (Atlantic herring)
Lineage: Eukaryota; Metazoa; Chordata; Actinopteri; Clupeiformes; Clupeidae
Gene: capslb
Product: calcyphosine like b
Molecular function (GO): calcium ion binding
Source: RefSeq, a predicted model, not a curated record